Messenger RNA from Phoenix dactylifera (date palm), 2325 nucleotides. RefSeq names its product amidophosphoribosyltransferase, chloroplastic-like. Lineage: Eukaryota; Viridiplantae; Streptophyta; Magnoliopsida; Arecales; Arecaceae. The record is from RefSeq and is a predicted model, not a curated record. Gene Ontology annotation, molecular function: amidophosphoribosyltransferase activity. Gene Ontology annotation, biological process: purine nucleobase biosynthetic process.
GCUGGAUUCUCAUAUAAUAUCCCAGUGUAAUGCAUUUAAUUCUUCUCUUUAAUAUGGUAAGCAUGUUGUACUCCCGACAUGCAUUUCUUCGGAAAUGGGAAGCUCUGGACUUUCCUUUAAUAUGUCGUAAAGAUUUUUUGUAAUCCCCCUACCAUGCGGAACUUGGAAUGGGACUGCGCUGCUUUCUAACUCGAACAGGUAACCCGGUUCGGUUGGUUUUAGAAGUCAACUCCAUCUAGCUCCCCGCAACUUUCCCGAGUCCGUAUCCAAAUCCCCGCCACCACGACGACGCGGGCACUGCGCGUAUCCAAGGGCGCCCCCUCCUUUCCCUCCCCGCAACCCAAAAGCCUCCAAUCUUUCCUUCCCCUCUCCAAUGGCCGCCACCAUCUCCACCACCGCCUCCGCCGCCUCCCGCCACCUCUCCUCUGCCCACCCCGGCUCCCCCAAACCCUUCCUCCCCCUCUCCCUCAAAACCCUCCCAAAACCCUGCCUUUCUCUCCGCCACCGCCUUACCUCCUCUCCCCACCGCCGCCUGCUCCCAAUCUUCGCCACCGACUCCGGCGAGCUGUUUCCCUCAUCGCCUGAUGGCGUCGCCAACGACCUUUUCCCACUGUUCGACGAUAAGCCCCGGGAGGAGUGCGGCGUGGUAGGCAUAAUCGGCGACCCGGAGGCUUCCCGGCUGUGCUGCCUUGCCCUCCACGCCCUCCAGCACCGCGGCCAGGAGGGCGCCGGCAUUGUCGCCUCUGACUCCACCACCCUUCGCGCCCUCACCGGCCUCGGCCUGGUCUCCGAGGUCUUCUCCCCGGCCAAGCUCGAUUCCCUCCCCGGCUCCGCCGCCAUCGGCCACGUCCGCUACUCCACCGCCGGCGCCGCCUCCUCCCCGAUGAACGUCCAGCCCUUCCUCGCCGGCUACCGCUUCGGCCAGCUCGCCGUUGCCCACAACGGCAACCUCGUGAACUACGCGGCCCUCCGCACCGACUUGGAGGCCCGCGGUUCCAUCUUCAACACCUCCUCCGACACUGAGGUCCUCCUCCACCUCAUCGCCACCUCCACCUCCCGCCCCCUCCUCUCCCGCCUUGUCGAGGCCUGCCGCGCCAUCGAGGGAGCCUACUCCCUCGUCUUUCUCACCGCCAGCAAGCUCUUCGCCGUCCGCGACCCCCAUGGCUUCCGCCCUCUCGUUAUGGGCCGCCUCCGUCGACCCUCCCGGGCCGUCGUUUUCGCCUCCGAGACGUGCGCCCUCGACCUCAUCGGCGCCGACUACGACCGUGAGGUCCAGCCCGGCGAGGUCCUCGUCGUCGACGGCCAGGACCUCUCCCUCACCUCCCUCUGCCUCCUACCCCACAAGCCCCGCAAAGCUUGCAUCUUUGAGCACAUCUACUUCGCCCUUCCCCACUCCGUCGUCUUCAGUCGCCCCGUCCACGCCUCCCGCUAUUCCUUCGGUGCCGCCCUCGCCGCCGAUUCCCCUGCCCCCGGCGCCGAUGUCGUCAUCCCCAUCCCGGACUCCGGCUUCUUCGCUGCCCUCGGAUUCGCUGAGCGCUCCGGCAUCCCCUUCCAGCAGGGCCUCAUCCGCUCCCACUAUGUCGGCCGCACCUUCAUCCAGCCCACCCAGGAGAUCCGCGACCUCGGCGUCAAGCUCAAGCUCGCACCUGUUCGUGGAAUUCUCGAGGGGAAGAACGUUGUCGUUGUCGACGACUCCAUCGUCCGUGGCACCACCUCGUCCAAGAUCGUCCGGCUCAUCAAGGACGCCGGCGCCUGCGAGGUCCACAUGAGGAUUGCCAGCCCGCCCAUCGUUGGCUCCUGCUAUUAUGGGGUCGACACCCCGAGGGCCGAGGAGCUCAUCUCCAAUAGGAUGGAUGUGGAGGGGGUUAGGAAAGAGAUUGGCUGCGAUUCGCUCGCCUUCCUCUCGCUUGACAGCCUCAGGAAGCUGCUCGGUGAUGAGGCACCCACUUUCUGCGAUGCGUGCUUCUCCGGGAGCUAUCCUGUGCCGCCGAGGGAGCACGAGGUCGUGAAGGUAAUGGAAGAGUGAGGUUAAUGCGUUCUCUACACAGAUCGUGGCGCUUAUUUAUACAAAUUCUUAUGUUGGUAUCGAAAGAAUCAGAAGAGGAAAUUUUGUUUUCUGCUUUAACCGUUCUGUAUUUUUACCUUUCCAUAACUUAGUUAUAGUGAUGAGAUGUGGUUUUCAGAGGGAGAGAGAUAUUUAUCAUCUUGUAUUAAGCUGAUACCCUUUUUCCACGAUAUCUUCAGAUCCAAACGAUCAUGUUGUAUGGAAUAUAUUUUAGAUCAGAAGAUAUAAUUUGUCAACGCAUGCUUUGUACUUUUCUUCUA